This is a messenger RNA of Spodoptera litura, 2351 nucleotides long. Its product is annotated as Late endosomal/lysosomal adaptor, MAPK and MTOR activator 1. Gene Ontology annotation, molecular function: molecular adaptor activity; guanyl-nucleotide exchange factor activity. NCBI's taxonomy places the organism in Eukaryota, Metazoa, Arthropoda, Insecta, Lepidoptera, Noctuidae. Gene Ontology annotation, biological process: cholesterol homeostasis; regulation of receptor recycling; positive regulation of TOR signaling. Gene Ontology annotation, cellular component: Ragulator complex; late endosome membrane; membrane raft. The record is from RefSeq and is a predicted model, not a curated record.
AUCUGUCAUUGUUGCUUGCAAGUUUCGCCUGCUGCGAAAUACGGAAUUUUCUAUUUUUAUCCUCAUCGGGAGACAAUAAAUAUAAACAUUUAUGCAGUCCGACGACGAAGACACGUCGUUGCAUUCAUGCUUCGAUUCGCUAAAAACCGCUGUCAUGGGGUGCUGCUAUAGUAUUUGCCACAAAGACAACGAUCCACAGGAGAACACAGUGAACGAAAGAACACAUCUCCUGGAGGUGACGGAGCAGCAGCAGGAGACGCCGGUGCCGGCCGCCUCGGCCUCCACUCCGCCGCGGAAACCUGAUGAGCAGAGCGCACUCAACAGGAUACUGCAUGAGACUGCCACCAACGUGAUCGACGUAGGAGCCCUAGGUCCCUACGCGUUGGAAGCCGGGGCGUACUCUGAGCGCGUCCGAGUAUACAGUGCUCGGGUGGCAGGGCUCGGCGCGGCGGGGGCGGCGGCGCCUCGGUUACUGGCUGACCUGCCGCAUGCUGAGCGAGCUGCCCUGCUGUCCAAGCCACCACUAGGAGCUGGGGAUAAGGACCUUAUAACAAAUGCCGUAAAGAAAGCGGCCGCUGCGAUCUCAGAGCUCCGAGUGGAACACCACGAGGACUUAGUGGUACCAUUCCGGGUGCCAUAGCAACGGCGGACCGCGUCUUACUGCGAGGACGAGCGGUCCUACUGACACGGACGCGACCACAGCGGGCACACCAAGUAAGAAUAGAUAGGUGAAUUAGGACAAACAAAUUUGUAGCAAAAAUGUGUUAUUUCUUACAAAAAAAUGUUGCGCAACCAUGAUGUGACGUUUGCGCAUCAAACCAAAAGUUGUGCAAAAUUGACUAACUUGUUGCGCAAACUUAAUGUAACAAUUGCGCAACAAUUCAAAAUUUGCGCAAAAUUACCGGACAGCGCAACCUUUUGUAUGAUAUACCACUUUUGUGAAACGCUUAAUCGGCCUUUAAAUUGAUGGACCUCUAUAAGAGGUCAUUAAACCUGUUUAUAAAUCUUCUACUAUGUAUUGUGCUGGUCACAUUUUGCGUUUUAAAGAAAAAGGCUGGCAUAGAAUCUUCUGCAAUGCUUAGUCUUUCUAUUGGCAUUUGCAUUGUAUAUUUCUUAUAAUUAUAUUCUUGCUUUAUUGUAAGUUGUUACUCUUGUUGCUUUUGAAAUAUGUAAAUUAUUUGCGUACAAAAAUCUACAAUACCUUUGUAAAUUGACUACAAAUCUAUUGGUUUUACUUUCCUUAUAAUCUUAAUUAUAAACUCAAUAUAAAAGUUAUUUUUGUUUCCUGAUUUCUAUGCCUGCUUUUUUUUCAAAUAAAAUAUAUACAUUUAUAACACCAUGUUAUAAAUGUAUAUAUUUUAUUUCAAGAUCAAACUCCAAUGGUUUUGUCUGAACAAGUCGUAAGACAGUUUCCUAAAAAGUAUAGCUUGUCUUAGCGACGAUGUCAUAGGAUGUGCAGGUACGUGUCCCGCCAAGCAAAUAGACUUACAUUACUAAUAAGAUGUAACUAAUUACUAGCAGUCUACUUACGGUACAUUUAUACUAUUCAUAAAACAAUGAUAGAUCUGUUUAAGUUAUUGAAUUAUUGUGAAAUUACUGCUUUGCUGACUCUUUAGCUGUUGAACCCAAUGACUGUACAGUCUUAGUACAUCAACUUAUUUCUUUUUGUCGUUGGAUUUUUGACUUCAUACCCAAACGUUAAGAGCUGAAAAUUGAAUAAAAAAUUUACAGAAACGAAAGAUAGGUAAGUUGACCUGCUUUCCACUGUAUGUAACUUAAAUGGACCACCUCCACCAAGAAAUUACCAUCCUCUUACAAAAUAUUACCGUAAAAGUUCCUGAUGCCAGACUUGUUUAAUUUCGCUAUUAUUUUAGGGGCAGAAGGCUUAAAAUGGCUUAAAUAGUGUCAUAAUAUUGCUACCUAACCCAACUCGUUUAAUUGCGCUAUCAUUUUAGAGGGAAGUCCUCAAAAAUGACGUCAAAAUGAAAUAGUUUUCUACACUCUAGGUAACGCAUUCGUAAUCCCUCUAAUGUUGCAAGUGUACUUAGGUCAUGGUGAUUAAUCACUUACUGUAAGACGGGCCUUAACACGUUCACCGCCAUUGGGGUCACCGGUGACCGACGUUAGCGGAAGAUUUCCCUUCAACAGGUUUUUAUUGGCACUUAAAGCCUUAAGCUUGUUGCGACCGAUAAUAGUAUAAAGACAACUAUCCUUAUUAUUUUUUUAUAAAUUACUUUAAUAAACUAUCGGUAAGUUUUGACUGAAGGUGACAAAUCCUUAAUUCCUUAAUAAUAUUAUAAAUCGGAAAGUGAGUUUGUUUGUUUGUUGGUUCCGCUAUCACACCAUAACUA